AUGGAGAAAUAUUUCAAAAGAAAAUCAACGGAUGAGUUGACAGAGUCAUCAUCAGCUCCAAAGAAAGUAAAUAACAGUUCAAAAGAAACUAGCUUGGGUAUAAACUUGGAAGAUCUCCCCACUGAUCCGGGACUACGAACUCGAAUUUGGAAUUACGGAUUUAAUGUCUGGGAAAAGGUUCGAAUGGCAUACGUACAGAAAGGUCCUUGUCAGCCUCGAGACUAUAAGUUUCCUAAGAAGACUCUUGCAGGAAACUCGGAAAGGCGGUUCAAUCCUGCUUGGUUUGAUGAGUUUUCUACUUGGUUGGAGUAUAGCAUUGAGAAAGAUGCUGCUUUUUGUCUCUGUUGUUAUCUCUUCAAACCUGAGAUGGGUGAACAAGCAGGUGGUGACGCUUUCACUAGCAAAGGGUUUUCGAAUUGGAAAAAGGGGAAAGAAUAUAUAAAAGCCGCUGCAUUGAGAAACUCUCAGAAUCUUAAGUCGACAUCAUGUGAUAUUCAGAAGGACAUUGUAAGUGCUAUUUCAACUGAAGUCAUCAAUACCAUUACUAGAGAUAUCAGCGAUUCACUGUUUUCCAUUCUAAUUAAUGACUUCCUUGACAUGUCUUCAACGAAUCAAAUGGCUAUUGUGUUACGUUUUGUGGACAAGGGUAGUGUAACUGAGCGAUUUUUAGGUAUCGUGCAUGUUACCAAUGCUACUUCUCUCUCCUUGAAGGUAGCCUUUGAUGACUUUUUUUCUAGACUUGGAAUAAUCAUGUCUAAGUUGCGGGGACUAAGUUAUGUUGGGACAAGAAAUAUGCAUUGCGAGUUCAACAAUCUUAAGACACUUGUUAUGGAGGAGAAUAAGUGUGCAGUUUAUGUUCAUAGCUUUGCUCAUGAUCUUCAUUCUGCUCUCAUAGAUGUGGUGAAGAAUCACAAAGAAAUCAUGGGCCUCUUUACUGGGGUUGCUAAUGUGGUGAGUGUUGUCGGAACCUUUGUUCAAUGUCAUGAUACACUUUGGAAGGAACAUGGUGUGUCAAUUCUUGAAGCACUCAAUAGUGGUGAGUUUAUAAGAGAACAAGGUGUAAAUGAGAGCAGCUCAAUUUUUAAGACUUUAUCAAGCUUGCUUACUGUGUUCUCAAUUGUGAUUGAUGUGCUUGAGAUCAUAUCAGAGCUUGGAUCAGAUUCUGAGAAGAAAUAUAAUGCAGACACUCUACUGGAUUCUCUCCAAUGUUUCAGUUUUAUAUUUUGCUUACACAUGUUGGUAAGGAUUAUGGCGAUCACAGAUGAUUUGUCACAUGCAUUACAAAGAAGAGAUCAAGAUAUUCUGAAUUUCCUGAACUUAGUACAAGUAUGCAAAGAGCAAUUGAAAAUGAUGAGAGAGAGUUCCUGGGAUUCUUUACUUGAUGAAGUUUCGGCUUUUUGCGACAAACAUCACAUUGAAGUUCAAAAGAUGGAUGGCUUGUUUCUAACUCGAGGGGGACCAAAGCAUAAAGCUCAGGUGAUUACAAACAAGCAUCAUUAUUGUGUUGACUUGUUCUACAAUGUUAUAGAUAUGCAACUUGAAGAGUUAAACAAUCAAUUCUCUGAGACCAAUACUGAGUUGCUUCUCUGUGUGGCAUGUUUAGAUCCAAGUAAUUCAUUCUCUGCUUUUGACAAACUGAAGUUGAUCCAAUUUGCUCGGUAUUAUCCAAAUGACUUUUCUGCAACUGACUAUAUGAUACUUGAAGACCAGCUUGAGGAAUACAUUCUGGACAUGCGUUCUAGCAUUCAGUUUUCAACCUUGAAAGGGAUUUCUGAUCUUGCUGAAAAAUUGGUUGUGGCAGGAAGAGAUCAGGUUUAUCCUUUAGUUUACUUGCUGCUGACAUUGGCUCUGAUUUUACCAGUUGCGACUCCCAGAGUAGAAAGGUUGUUUUCUGCUGUGAAUUUGUUGAAGAAUCAAUUACACAAUCAAAUGGAAGAUCAAUGGAAGAGGGAUAGCUUGAUUGGAUAUGUUGAGAAAGACAUUCUUGAUAGUAUUGAUAACAAGGUCAUACUGCAGCGACUUCAACAUGUCAAAAAAUUUCCAUGGAAGUUGAAAUGA
Molecule: messenger RNA, 2058 nt
Organism: Fragaria vesca subsp. vesca
Lineage: Eukaryota; Viridiplantae; Streptophyta; Magnoliopsida; Rosales; Rosaceae
Product: 52 kDa repressor of the inhibitor of the protein kinase-like
Exons: 2
Coding region: 1-2058 (685 amino acids)
Source: RefSeq, a predicted model, not a curated record